Messenger RNA from Perkinsus marinus ATCC 50983, 2733 nucleotides. RefSeq lists its product as hypothetical. NCBI's taxonomy places the organism in Eukaryota, Perkinsozoa, Perkinsida, Perkinsidae. The record is from RefSeq and is a predicted model, not a curated record. The annotation marks the transcript as partial. The transcript has a single exon.
AUGUCUGUAUUGUAUCAUGUUAAAGGGACCGAGCAGAUGGAUGUCCUCACGGGCCUGCUCAAGACUUUUUCAGAUAGUAUUGCUCUUUCUGCUGGGGAGAUCACCAGGUCCGCAUAUAGUGGCUCUACUGCUGGUUCGCCGCCCGAUGGAGACCUACAGUCGUAUAGGGGUAUUGGAGCAAUGGCUGCGCAGGGGCAGGUCGCGGUACUGAAGGCUAUGCGUGACCGACAAGCAUCGUCAUCAAGUGGACUCCCUAUUGGUAUCUCUAUGGAGCAGCUGAGUAUGCUUGCUGGUCACCUUACUACAGUGUUGUCCACAAUACCAGCACUGGCGCACACUGAGAAGAUCUCAGCAACGGUGGUCUUAGACGCCUUGGACCUAAUCUCGCAGUGUGUUCCGUUGACUGAGACUAUCAUUGACCUGGUGGAGGGACUCAGCGAUGAGUCUGCUAGUGUAUGGCAUGCUGUGAAGAAGUGUGCUGUGAAUUUGUCGAACAUUCUCGUUUUUGGCAAAGUCGAUUUGGCGAGAAUUUUGAGCGGAGCGACGCAGGCGUGUAUGGCGAAAGCUGUCGAGUUUCUCGCCCUUGCACACUACAGGGCAGUGACAUUCAUAAUCGCCAAUAAUGAAUCAGCUGCUGCUGCUGCGAUUAAGGGGAGUGAUCGAAAGCCUUCUUGGAACUGGAUGCACUGUGACUUUCCUGGUUGCCCAGGCAGGUUGGUUGGAAGCUUCAUGUUCCUUUUCUCUCAACACAAGGGCCCUCGUGGUGGUAUGGACGACGCCGUGAGCUAUAAAUGGGAUCUACUGGGUCUGUUCAAGAGGUUCCUCCUCCUACACGGACAGAACUGUGUGGGUGAGCUGAGCGAUAAUCUGGAUGAUAUACUCGAUGAAAAAGGGUUGAUGGGGAUAACCACGGGGGUAUCUCAGGACGUAUGUGACAUGUCCGCUAGGGAUUACCUCAGAGCUAUGAUACUAUCAGUUCAGUCGGAUGUAUUACUAGUUCUGCGGUCUAGGUUGUCUAUACAGCAGACGGCCAAGGCGGUUAACCUCUUCUGUGGUUAUCUAUUGGAUGAUACUCGGUCCUUCGCUAGCCGGACUGCCUCGAUAAGUCUAUUGCUUAGUCUGGCCGAUCAGCUCAUUAACAAGCCCAGUGAAGACUCUAAGCAGUCUGAGCAGUCGAGUAACGGAUCACAGCAAGGAACCCCUACAGCAGCCGCUGCCCCAGCGCCUGAUCGACGCGGCAAGCCCUUCACUGAUAUAUUGAUGCAACUGUCUAUUACGGUUACAGUCAGCUUUGAGAGACUCACUGGUGAAAUCGCUCAGCUGAUCGAUGCCAUGGUCCUGGCUGGGGAAGGCAUUUACCUUGUGGAUGAGGAGAAUGUUGCGAGGAGGUCUGAGAUUCCCCCGAUACUUGAGCGCUGGGCGGAAAGAGCGCGGCAUACCGUGAACAGUGUAUGGGCUAUCUCUAAGGUGACACGGCUGAUGACUCCGCAAUGUGAUUGGUCGGCCUGUGCUCUUCCGAAAGAAGAGAUUGCGGUUACCAUGAAUGUUGGGUGUAGUACUACUGGACCGCUGCCUGUAAUUCCUUUGACUACGAUAGUCACAGGUGUUGGCCAGCUGCGUGAGUUGGCUAGAGCUCUUAUCAGUCUGUCUAAACCGAUUCAGUGGUCGCUAGCUAAUAAGUGUUCCCCUAGUAUAGCGAGGUCGAGAGAGUGUCUCGACCUGUUGGAUAGAUACCUGGUUGGUGGUAUGAAAAUGUGCCAUUUGGUGGCGGUCGCGACUUCAGUACAGCACUUGGCAACAUCGAUGAGUUUGCAUAGGAGGAAGCCAGGUGCUGAUAGUCUACUGAAGAUGGGCGAUGAGAAGGUCUUUACAGCGGAGGGAAUGUUUGGUAUGAUGGUCCAAAGCAGCAAUGCGGAGGAGCAGUCACUUCUGGAUGCAUUUGGUGGUGUUUUCCAACACCUUAGUGAGGCAUCCUUCACCGACCUGUUUGCCUUCCGAUUCAGCUGGCUCCUUAGGGUGGUUUCUGUGAACAACAUUGCAUUGGUACUCACUCAACAAUUUAUGUCGCAGGCUCAUACAAGCCCUGCUUUUACUGAGAUACUCGUGGCCUUGUCAGUGCAUCGCAUCGAAGACAUAUUCGCCUCUAAUGAUAAGGAGCCGGAGGCGGCUGUGAAGAGAGGAGUGCCUCGGCAGUGGUUCAACCCUAAAUAUCAAGUGGUUGACAGAGCCAUUGACAAUCGGGAUGGCUCGGUGGUUGCCAGACCUGAAGGGCCUGUUGGACAGACGAGGCUGGACCGGUUUGUGGCCUCCCAGGAGCCCUUUGGGGGCCUUCUGGGUGGUGAUGUUGUCUCACAACCAUGCGAGUUGGCCUAUCAGGGUGGUAAUGAUCCUGACGACCCCUACAUCCAAUGUGUGAAGUUUUAUGGUAUGAGGGAGAACUGCGAUGGUAUGCCCAACGCCUGUGUCACUUUCGACAGUGGAAGUGUUCUGCUGAGACUUUAUAAGUGGGUUAUGAAGUGUGUCGCGCACUUCUCGGCUAGUGGUGGGCCGACCAUGGCACCACAGAUAGUAGAUGUGGUUACUGAGUGCCUUCAGCUAGCUCAGUCGACGUUGGCUGGCGAACCCAAUAACGUCAUUGGGAUAGUCAAGACUGCUUUCCGAGCAAUCACUAAGGGAGGGAAUCUCUAUGACAUACCAGAAUUACAUGAGCUUGUUGAUCCUAUCAUCGACUAU